AUGCGAUACACUCGUCCUCAUGUGAUUGAGAUACCAAAUAGCUGUUGGCUCCCCCGUCGUCUUCUGCUGGUACGCCACGGUGAGUCCGAGGCAAAUGUGGAUCGCACACUCUACGGCCGUGUGCCGGAUUGGAAGAUUCCACUCACCACCCGCGGCCGCGCCCAGGCAUUUGACUGCGGCCGCCGUCUGCGCAAUAUCAUCAAGAACGAGAAGGUGUACAUUUACCACUCUCCAUAUAUUCGCGCCCGCCAGACGUUAGUGGAGGUGCGAAAGAGCCUUGGCCCAUCGCAGAUACAGGGCGAGCGUGAGGACGAGCGACUGCGAGAACAGGAAAUGGGCAACUUUCAGCCAGUAGACCAGAUGGAUAAGACCUGGGGGGAGCGUAGUGAAUUUGGCCGCUCCUACUAUCGAUUCCCCGGUGGAGAGAGUAGUGCCGAUGUUGGUGAUCGCUUGUCCACUUUCUUUGAUUCCCUUUUCCGUGAGCGGCUUGAGCUGGAUUCAAUAGAGGCGAGGAGACGCGACGACAGUUCUGUACCACACACCCUACAUGGGGAAGAUGAUCAUAAUGUAGUUAUCAUAUCACAUGGAUUGCUCAUUCGACUAUUCAUUGCUCGUUGGUUUCGCGUACCAAUGGAGGUGUUUGAGACGAUGCGAAAUCCACCCAACAGCGCUAUUGUGGUAUUAGAACGACGUGACUCUGGCCGUAUGGUGAUGACCGAUAUUAGUAAAAAACUCUUUGGGAGUGACCCUUUGUUAGAAUCAAUGAAAUUCGACGGUAAAGAUAACUCUAAACUGUAUCGUCGUUUGUUUGCUGACCUUCCAGGUCAUGGAACUCUUCCAAGCGAUGAAUAA
Messenger RNA from Trypanosoma theileri, 852 nucleotides. RefSeq names its product glycerolphosphate mutase. The transcript has a single exon. Gene Ontology annotation, molecular function: phosphatase activity. Lineage: Eukaryota; Euglenozoa; Kinetoplastea; Trypanosomatida; Trypanosomatidae. The coding region runs from base 1 to 852 and encodes 283 amino acids. The record is from RefSeq and is a predicted model, not a curated record.